AUGGACUUCUGGUCGCGCCUGAUUGCGAACACCCCCUUAGCCGAGAGCUCGCGACGAGAAUCCGCGAAGGACCCCGUCAGACGCCUGCGGCGUUUCGAGAAGGAAUACAGCCGUCUUCUGCAAGCAUGGCGCCACUCCUCCAACCUCGCCAACGAUUAUGAGGCCGCCGAGGAGGUCGAGAUCCGCCUGCAAGACCUCACCGAUAUCCUCAGCGACGAGACCCGGCGGCCCCUCCCCCACCCCUGCAUCGCCUUCUCGGCCAACAAGCAGUUGUACAUACCCAUCGCAAAAAUAGCCACCACCUCGUACAAUGAAUGGAUCAUCAAGGAGGCUGUGCUGUUCUUCGCGACCCUCGUCGAGAGCGAGGAGGAGGCGUUUGUUGAGACUGAAGCAUUUGCUUCCAGUCUGACGAACCUGCUUGUUAAGAUCACAGGUGCCAACAGCGUCCCCUUCGGCUCGGACACCGAGUCAAGGGUCGUCGAACUGGCCUUCAAUAUCACCACCAAGAUCCGGCUGGAACCAAACAUUUUGUCCUCGUGGUUCAAACUUCACCGCGACAGGCAGCAGGGCGAGAGAAGCCAGGACACCCGGGACAAAUUUGAGGGGAGGACACAAAAACAGGACUUCCCCCUGUUCUACCUGCUGGUUGAUUACAUCCAUCAUGAGGGCAAGGUCGGUGACUUUGCGAGGACCGGCCUGCUCUACAUCAUCGAGGCUGCCUCCAAUUCGGUCGAGCUCGAGCAGUGGAUUGUAGAGAGCGAUCUAUCAACGCUCAUGGCCACGGGUCUCGGAGCGCUUUACAGUCAGCUGAGUGGGAAGCUGGUCAUAGACUAUCCGUCCCACGAUCUUCCCCCUAUUCUCGCCCUGUCGGAUUAUCAGCCCCCCGUCGCGACCCAAGAGGUCAUGCCGUCGACAGACCCGGGAUUUCAAGCAAAUCUGGAGACAUUUUUAUCACAUCUGGUGUUCUGGCAGGACGUGCUUAAUCAUUGCAAGUCUAUCGAAGUCAAGUCGACACUGUUGGAGCACUUCCAGAUCAUCUUCCUACAACAGUUACUAUACCCGUCUCUUCUAGAAUCUUCCGACCUCGAUGGAGGCUCGUCAGUGGCAGUUUUGACAUAUCUGCGCCAGAUACUCGAGGCCCUGGAUCAUCCUGACAUGAUUAACCUCAUUCUCCACUACCUGCUUGGUUUGCCGGAUAUUGAGACGUCAUCACCAGAAGCCACUUCGAAUUCCGUCAGUAAGGCUAGGAAAAGGAAAUCGAUGGAUCUAGCGACAAUGAUGGCCGCCAAAGCCGAUGACACUCUCGACCCUCUUUUGUACACCCUCGUCGAUCUAAUCCUCGCCUGUCUACGAUCUCCCAGUCACCAGACCAUACAUGUCACACUUCAACUCGUGUCAGCGAUCCUUAAGAGGCACCAUCGAUACGCUGUAGUAACGCUGAUACGAACUGAGAAUCUCUAUGGGGAUAUACCACACCGCACCGUCGGGGCCCAGCAGCAGGAACUGGAAUUCCUGAUGUCCCUUGCUGGGACGAUUGGAGGUCAAGAUAACUUUGACGAGGUUUACGAAAACAUCCUGAAGGACACCACAUCACGACUAGAGAGCCAUCCAUGUUCUCUGAAGCUCACGGUGCCCAAGAUAAACGUCAACAACCACAAGUUGCCCUCCGCGCCGGACUCCCUGCCAGGUGCUCCCCGGGAUGUUCGGGCGCAUACUAUACGAUCCGACGAUCCGUUGUUAACCACUCUACUUGAUCAUUUGGAGCUAUUCUUCCUCAACCCGGUCGAGACAAAUCUUGGUAUCACGGAGACACUGUUUGAUCUUGCAAUCUGUGGCUUCAUGAGUCUCGAGGGCUGGCUUCUACGACAUCCCGAGACCUACAUCUACGACGCAGACGAUGCAUAUCAGCCUCUAUCUCCGAGAGAACAGGGUGACGAUCCUCUGGAUCGAGACCUUGAAAAGAUGCUUGCUGAGGAUCCUGAAGCACUCGAUAAAAUCAACAAAUGCCGCCGCAGGCCAACGUGGUCUUCGUCCAAUUUACCACGACUAUUGAAGAUACUGCAGCUGCUCUCCGACGAGGUUGCCACAUACCGCGAGACGAUCCCCCGGUUCCAUGAUCUUCUUCAGCAACGACGAGAAUCCUUCCAGAUUGCCGACUCUGCGUCUACCCCCAUGCCCAGACGCAUUCAGCCACCCUCUAGCACACCCGGUUCAGCCACACCCGCCUGGGCUCCGUCGAGUAUGAACACCUCUAGGAGCGGCUCUCCUCAACGGGCAGGCGGGCUAGAGGGUUUCGCGCAGCGUAUACUAAAGGACCUCAACGACCUUGGGACACCCAGUCGUUCCAACAGCCCACGCGGCCCGCACCUGGCCGUCCCAGGCGGACCACCCCUGGCAGGAGGCUUUGGGAUAGGAACCCCCUCAUCCGUCAACAAGGGCCCACCUGUUCCGCCCAAAGACACCUACAAGUUCGAAACGCCGACCAAAGGCGGAGGUGGACUCCACCGGCCGUUCUCCCCCGCGGGCCAACAUUCUGAUCAGGACCCGGUCAAGGCGAGCCAGGCCGCUGCUUUCCAAGCAGUGGACCAGCAGAUACUGGCGAGGAAGGUCGGCCUCCCUGAUAAGACAAAGGUCACCACCGCACCGCUCAAGCUGGGAGGGAAGAUCGAGGACGAGACACCCCCGACGCCACCGGCCAAGGACGACGCACCCGGCGCAGACGCACAGAACGAGAGCGCACCAGCUGCAGACGGCGACAAAGAUGACACGCAGAGCAGCGUCGCGAAUGCCGACGCGCCCACGCCGCCUGAGGAGAAGAAGGUAUCCGUCUCGCACGUACUCACCAACAUUAUCGUCCUGCAGUCGUUCCUGUUCGAGCUGGCCGCUCUGGUGCAGGUGAGGGCUGGUAUCUUUGACGACGAGGUGCGGUUCAUAUAG
Messenger RNA from Diaporthe citri, 2937 nucleotides. RefSeq lists its product as uncharacterized. The transcript is spliced from 4 exons. Lineage: Eukaryota; Fungi; Ascomycota; Sordariomycetes; Diaporthales; Diaporthaceae. The record is from RefSeq and is a predicted model, not a curated record. The coding region runs from base 1 to 2937 and encodes 978 amino acids.